Molecule: messenger RNA, 888 nt
Organism: Alnus glutinosa
Lineage: Eukaryota; Viridiplantae; Streptophyta; Magnoliopsida; Fagales; Betulaceae
Product: probable glutathione S-transferase
Exons: 2
Coding region: 23-547 (174 amino acids)
Biological process (GO): glutathione metabolic process
Cellular component (GO): cytoplasm
Molecular function (GO): glutathione transferase activity
Source: RefSeq, a predicted model, not a curated record
CGAAGAAGCAAAAAGUGUCGAAAUGGCCGAAGAAGUGUUGUUGUUUGGUGCUUGGGGAAGCCCCUUUACUCACAGAGUAGAGAUGGCUCUGAAACUGAAAGGAGUGGAGUACAAAUACAUGGAGGAAGAUAUAACCAACAAGAGCCCUGCGCUUCUCAAAUACAACCCCAUUCACAAGAAGAUUCCCGUGCUUGUACACAACGGAAAGCCUAUCGCCGAGUCCCAAGUUAUUCUCGAAUACAUGGAUGAGACAUGGCAAGGCUAUCCCUUGUUGCCCAAGGAUCCGUAUCAGAGAGCCGUUGCACGUUUCUGGGCCAAGUUCAUUGACGAUAAGUGCUUGCUGCCGGUAUUUAAAGCUUUCUACCCGGGUGAAGAGGAGGAGCGUGAAAAGGCUGCGGAAGAAACAUCUGAGCUUCUGAAGUUUCUAGAGGAAGAGCAAAAGAAAAAAAGGUUCUUUGGAGGAGAGAGUAUUGGAAUGGUUGACAUUGUCGCUAGCUUUAUUGCCUUUUGGCUUAGAGUUUUGGAAGAAGCUUCGGGGGUAGAGUAGUUGACCACUGAGAAAUUUCCCAAACUUUGCAACUGGAGUGAUGAGUUCGUGAGCAACGGUGUUAUCAAGGAAAAUCUACCUGCAAGAGACAAACUAAUUGCCUAUUUACGAAAUCGCAUUGGGGGCACUAAUGCUUCCAAAUAGAUCGAUGUAAUAAAUAAUCCACUACUGUAAUAAAUAAAUGGGCUUCUGCCAUAUGCUUGUAAUUUCGUCUGAAUUUCUGCCGUCUUGUGAUGACUCUGUUUUUCUUUUUCUUUUCGUUUUGGAAGUGUUUAGGCUUGAUGUAUUGAAGUGAUGAUUUCUCCUUACGUUAUAUUGGAUGAAUCUAUGUUAUGAUCAAA